AUGCUUUUCAAACAAUGGAAUGAUCUACCAGAGCCAAGGCAUCAACUAGACUUCCCAGAGAUUUCUAAGAACUUACAAUCCUUGGAAUUUUGUCCAAUUCCAAGAGUAGAGCUUCCUCAGGAUUUAAAUGUUUCCCAGUAUUCAACAGUCAUCAUUACUACAAAGAUAAUGAACCCAUUGUUUCCCAAAAACCUGCUUCAAUUGACCUCUAUUGGUGAAGUUAAGUCCUCACUAACGGUUAAAAAUUCAAGUCCUACUCAAUCUACAGAUGCUUACUCAUGGAACUAUGAUGAAAAUUUCCCAAAUGAAGUUGAUCCUAUCUCAGAAAGUGAAACUUCAAAGGAAACGCAAUAUAACUUUUCUUUUCCUAUUUACUCCUUCGGAGAGACAUUAUUAUUCUCCAUCGAGGAGAAUUUCAUAAACAUAUCACCAAUUUUUGGUAACAUGAUAAGUAGGUCUAUUGUAUCACAAUUAAUCAAAACGUCCCCUGAUAUAAUAGUAAUCGGCAGCUCGGACAGAAUCUCCAAUAUGAAGAAAAUGACUAAAAGCGAAUGCACAUUACAGCCACCAGAAUUUAUAACAGGCUUCAUAGGAAGCGUUCUAACACAGUUGAUUAUUGGCGAAAAUAAGGGGAUGAAUUUCAAAUGUCUUAUUGUACCUAGUGAAGGACCUAACGGAUUCGAAAAAAUAUCGCUAUCUGAUAUGGGCUCUUUGAUUGAUGUAUGUAGUCAAUGGCUUGGUUUUGACCAUUCAAAAUACUCUCAAGAAUGCUACCGUUUAUGGAGAUGCGAUAGUGCAGCAAUUGGUGCCCAGUCAGGCCUAUAUAUAUGA
Molecule: messenger RNA, 831 nt
Organism: Saccharomyces kudriavzevii IFO 1802
Lineage: Eukaryota; Fungi; Ascomycota; Saccharomycetes; Saccharomycetales; Saccharomycetaceae
Gene: PBA1
Product: Pba1p
Exons: 2
Coding region: 1-831 (276 amino acids)
Biological process (GO): proteasome assembly
Source: RefSeq, a predicted model, not a curated record